Molecule: messenger RNA, 1285 nt
Organism: Pollicipes pollicipes
Lineage: Eukaryota; Metazoa; Arthropoda; Thecostraca; Pollicipedomorpha; Pollicipedidae
Gene: tap
Product: Basic helix-loop-helix neural transcription factor tap
Exons: 2
Coding region: 38-802 (254 amino acids)
Biological process (GO): sensory organ development; positive regulation of transcription by RNA polymerase II; axon development
Cellular component (GO): nucleus
Molecular function (GO): protein dimerization activity; DNA-binding transcription factor activity, RNA polymerase II-specific; E-box binding
Source: RefSeq, a predicted model, not a curated record
GGAUCGCUGACGGGGAGGGCGUGCUGGAGCUGACGAGAUGACGUCACUACCACCGUCCAUCGACGCCGCAAGCUGUGACGCCACGGCGGGCGACGCUAGCGCCACCGACGGCCAGCGGCGGAAGCGCUACUCCAAGCCGCGCGCUCGCGCCCGCAGCCCCACGCAGGUGGUGCGCCUGCGGCGUUUGCGGCGCGCGAAGGCCAACGACCGCGAGCGAAACCGGAUGCACAUGCUGAACCACGCGCUGGAGAAGCUGCGCACCGUCUUGCCGGCCUUCCCGGAGGAGACGCGGCUCACCAAGAUCGAGACGCUCCGCUUCGCCAACAGCUACAUCGUGGCGCUGUCCAGGACGCUGGAGGCGGCCGGCAGCGUCAGCGGCAGCGGCGGCGGCGGCGGCGUUCGGGACGUGGACGGCAGCGUUUUGCUGGCGGUUGGCAACGUCACGGUUCGACUGGGACGGGAGGGUAACACGGUGAGCCCGCAGCCCAGCGCUCAGGGACUGGCCGCCGACCCGGGGGUCUUCGGCGCGCCCACGAGCUGCGCGGUCAAGGUCGAGCCCGGACACAUAUUCUCCAGCCACGGCGGCGGCAUGUUCGGCUUCAUGGAGCCGGCGCCCUCCGGCUACCCGGAUCACGUGACCGCUGCGGGCGGUUUUGCCGCGUGGCCUCAGGCGCUGGAUUUCGAGCGGACGGCGGCCAAUCAGCCGCCGCCAUCGACAGGCCACGCCUACGACCUCAUGCAGACGUGUUACGCGACGGCGCCAGCGGCCCAACACGAGUUCGGCUGCAAUUUCAUGUUGUGAUGCGCAGAGGCGAACUCAGGAGUGCACAGAGUGGGGCAGCGAGGCCAGAGCGCGAGCUGGAGCGAUCGAAAGGGCUGUCAAGUUAUUUUCUGGAUUGUUUUCGGAUCGAAAUCGUUCAUGUGAUCUUCGUGUUCAAUGUUGAGUACUGCACCUCGAACUUUGCUCUUACUGGUAGCGUUGGUAAGCUAAGCACAAAGGAAAUAUGCGUAACAGAAAGAGCGUGGGUGCGUGACUCUCACACUGGAAGCAAUCAGUGUCGGAGAUGCUGAGUUAUAUACAAACUCGCGCCGAACAUAAUGGGAUCGUAUCAGGGUGGCCAGUUCUGUCAUGGUUAGAAGGUAGUCUGGUGUAAAAUGUGCGUAAGGAAUGCUAUUUAUAUUUCCGUAUGGGACGCAUGCAUUGUGUUUUCUGACGAUAUCAAUAUUGCUUUGUUUUAUACAUCAGCGAAUUGUUUGAUUUUACAAUAUAAUGCAAAGCUCAUCA